Molecule: messenger RNA, 2018 nt
Organism: Pseudophryne corroboree (corroboree frog)
Lineage: Eukaryota; Metazoa; Chordata; Amphibia; Anura; Myobatrachidae
Gene: KATNAL1
Product: katanin catalytic subunit A1 like 1
Exons: 11
Coding region: 458-1927 (489 amino acids)
Biological process (GO): microtubule severing
Cellular component (GO): microtubule; microtubule cytoskeleton
Molecular function (GO): ATP binding; microtubule severing ATPase activity; microtubule binding
Source: RefSeq, a predicted model, not a curated record
GGGCUGCCGCUGCUCAUGUGUGCAAGCCCAGCCCGCAUCCAUGACAACGCUGCAAACACAGCAGCACUGUCCGGGAUCAGGAGGCGGGCGGGGUGCUUAUUCCCGUGAUAACAGGGAAACGGCCGGACACAGAUCCAGCAGCCCACAACGAACGCCGGGGUCUAUCUAUCUGCGCCCGCCCGCACAGCAGGAGAUCGGAGCCACCAUCAUCACCCAGCUACACUCCAUCAGCUGUAUCACCAACCCAGAGCUAGUGUCGCAGUGCAUGCUGGGAGGUGUAGUUCUGCCUCCAUGUACUGAGUGUGGAAACGGCAAGUACAGGACUACAAGUCCCAAGGGGCAGCGCGGCAGAGAGCCUCCAUCCUUAUCCCUUAGUAGUGAAUUUAUCCCUAUUGUAGUGUAUACACUGGAUCAGCAAGCCGGAAUCUGAAACUGCACACAGAGAAGGUUCGCAAGGAUGAACUUGGCUGAGAUGUGCGAUAAUGCUAAAAAAGGCAGAGAAUAUGCGCUUCUCGGAAAUUAUGACUCAUCGAUGGUUUAUUAUCAGGGAGUAAUUCAGCAAAUUCAAAAACACUUCCAGAGCAUUAGGGAUCCAGUUGUGAAGGUCAAGUGGCAGCAAGUGUGCCAAGAGUUAGUGGAAGAAUAUGAGCAAAUGAAAACCAUUGUAAACACUUUAGAAUCCUUUAAAAUUGAAAAGCCUGCAGACUUCCCUGUAGCUUUCCAAGAUGAACCAGUCAAGGACCCUGCAGUUUGGCCUCCGCCGGUUCCAGCAGAGCACAGGGCUCCUCCUCAAGUCAGACGACCCAACAGAGAAGUAAAACCUUUACGGAAAGAAUCUCCAGCAAUCCAACCUCAUGCACCGGUUGGCAGAGCCCAUCCCAUCUCGAAAAACGACAAGCCCUCAAAUCGGGACAGGGAAGUCCGAGGGAGGGCCAAAGAUGACAAGGGGCGGAAAAAUCAGCAGGAUGCAGGCGGAGAGGGGGAACUAAGGAAGUUUGAUGGAGCCGGAUAUGACAAGGAUCUGGUGGAUGCUUUGGAGCGGGACAUUAUCUCCAGGAAUCCCAAUGUACAUUGGGAAGACAUUGCUGAUUUGGAGGAAGCAAAGAAAUUAUUGAGAGAAGCUGUAGUCCUUCCUAUGUGGAUGCCUGACUUCUUCAAGGGAAUCAGAAGACCCUGGAGGGGUGUCCUAAUGGUCGGACCUCCUGGCACAGGCAAGACCAUGUUGGCAAAAGCUGUAGCCACGGAAUGUGGGACAACGUUUUUCAAUGUUUCUUCCUCAACAUUGACGUCCAAGUACAGGGGAGAGUCUGAAAAGUUAGUUCGCUUAUUGUUUGAAAUGGCAAGAUUUUAUGCACCCACCACCAUUUUCAUUGAUGAAAUUGACUCAAUAUGCAGCCGGAGAGGAACUUCUGAUGAACACGAGGCCAGUAGAAGAGUCAAGUCAGAGCUCCUUAUUCAGAUGGAUGGUGUUGGAGGUGCCCUAGAAAAUGAUGAUCCUUUAAAAAUGGUUAUGGUUUUGGCUGCCACCAAUUUCCCGUGGGACAUCGAUGAGGCUCUGCGGAGGAGAUUAGAAAAAAGGAUCUAUAUAGCCUUACCUACAGCUACUGGAAGAGCUGAGCUGCUGAAGAUAAACCUAAAAGAAGUUGAGCUGGAACCUGAAGUGAACCUUGAGGUCAUUGCUGAGAAGAUUGAGGGGUAUUCUGGGGCCGAUAUAACGAAUGUCUGCAGGGAUGCCUCCAUGAUGGCUAUGCGUCGGCGCAUCCAGGGCUUAGCACCAGAACAGAUCCGUGCUUUGUCCAAGGACGAGCUACAAAUGCCUGUUACGAUAAUGGAUUUUGAAUUGGCGCUAAAGAAAAUCUCAAAAUCUGUUUCUGCUGCGGACUUGGAAAAGUAUGAAAAGUGGAUGGGUGAAUUUGGUUCAGCUUAGUAAUAUUUCAUGUGUUCAUUGUUCUAUGUUGGUAAAUAUAUUUUAAAUUGUAUGCUUCUCACUGGCUCUAAAAAUAAAUUCCUUAAUGUUA